AUGGAACAAUUUGUGACAAAAAAGGAAAGGGAUAAUGAAACAGUGGUCACAGAAUUUAUCCUCCUAGGAUUCAAGACGCUUCCUGAACUGCAGACUCCACUCUUUGUUAUAUUUUUAGCAAUCUACAUGGUGACAGUUGCUGGAAACAUUCUUAUAGCCACAGCAGUCCUCGCUGACCAUCAUCUUCACAAGCCCAUGUACUUCUUCCUGGGGAACCUGUCUAUUUUAGAGAUCUGCUACACCUCAACAACCCUACCAAAACUUUUGGCUAGCUUGUUGAGUGACUAUUAUGGGAUUUCUUUUAGCGGGUGUUUCCUCCAGUUCUAUUUCUUUGGCUGUUUUGCUUGCACUGAGUGUUACCUCUUAUCUGUGAUGUCAUAUGACAGGUAUGUAGCCAUAUGUAAACCAUUACAUUAUGUAACCCUCAUGAACAGAAGACUAUGUGUUCAGUUAUCAGUUGCUCCUUGGAUUAUUGGGGCUGUACUUACUGCAAUUACGGCAUUCUGUGCAUCACAUCUGAAUUUCUGUGGCCCCAAUGAAAUCGACCAUUUCUUUUGUGAUUAUACUCCAUUGUUAAUGCUCUCCUGUGGUGAAACCAAGCAGGCAGAAAUCUUGAUGACAGUGGUGGGAUUCGCAGGGAUCAUGCCACCAUUGAUACUGACCUUGACCUCCUAUGCUUGCAUUAUCAACACCAUUUUGAAAAUCCCUUCAAACAGUGGCAGGAAGAAAGCUUUUUCUACCUGCUCCUCUCAUCUUAUUGUGGUCACCAUUUUCUAUGGUACCCUUAUCAUAGUGUACAUGUUACCAAACACCGACACACUGAGGGGUCUGAACAAAAUCUUUUCUCUUUGCUACACCAUCCUGACUCCCAUGUUCAAUCCCUUCAUCUACAGCCUGAGGAACAGAGACUUCAAGCAAGCGCUUACAAAAGCCUUCAGAAAAUUUGUGUCUGAGAGAACAAUGGAAGGAAACCAAAUGCAGCAAAACUAA
Podarcis muralis (Common wall lizard) is the source of this 990-nucleotide messenger RNA. RefSeq names its product olfactory receptor 6B1-like. Gene Ontology annotation, cellular component: membrane. Gene Ontology annotation, molecular function: G protein-coupled receptor activity; olfactory receptor activity. NCBI's taxonomy places the organism in Eukaryota, Metazoa, Chordata, Lepidosauria, Squamata, Lacertidae. Gene Ontology annotation, biological process: G protein-coupled receptor signaling pathway. The record is from RefSeq and is a predicted model, not a curated record.